AUGGCCCGACACCCUCUCGACCCCCUGCACGCCGACGAGAUCGCGCAGGUCGUCAAGAUUCUGAACCACUGUCAGAGGAGCAAGCUCCGAUUCAAGGUCAUCACUCUCGAUGAGCCCCGGAAGCAAGACCUCAUCCCCUACCUUGAGGCUGAGAGGUUGGGCGAUCUUUUGCCUACUCCUCCCAACAGGAAGGCUUACGUCUACUUUCACACCCUUGAUGAUCACAAGUUCCACCGUGGAGUUGUCAACAUUACUACCAACACGGUCGAGGUUGACCAAAUUCUUGAGGGUAUCCAGGGUCCUGCCGAUGCCGAUGAGCAGAUUGAGAUUGAGGAGGUGUGCAAUGUUCACCCCGUUGUCUUGGCCGAGAUUGAAAAGCUCAAGCUUCCUCCGAAUGCACGCGUGUUGAACGACCCCUGGGGAUACGGCACCGACGACGCCAGCAUCAAGAGCGACCGCCGUCUCAUCCAAUGCUACAUGUACGCCGCCCUAUCCGACGACCCCGAGGCCAACCACUACUCGAUUCCACUGCCAUUCUCCCCCGUCUUCGACUCCAACACAAAGGAACUUGUCCGCAUCGACCGACUCCCCCUGAACCACGACGACGAGCGCGUCGAUACACAAGCAUGGAUCCCUCGAAAGGCUGUCGAGUACAGCACCGCUCUUCUGGAGCAGGGUGGUCUGCGACAAGACCUGAAGCCCCUUCAGGUUCAGCAGCCUGAGGGUCCUUCUUUCAGCGUCGACGGUCACCUUGUUGAGUGGCAGAAGUGGCGAUUCCGUCUCGGCUGGAACGUUCGUGAGGGUCCUCUCCUGCACAACGUCACCUACGAUGGCCGAAACGUCCUGUACCGUCUCUCCCUGAGCGAGAUGACUGUUCCCUAUGCCGACCCUCGACAGCCUUACAUCCGCAAGCAGGCGUUUGAUCUGGGUGACAUUGGUCUGGGAAUGACUUCCAACUGUCUGACCCUGGGUUGUGACUGCUUGGGUGUUAUCCGUUACUUUGAUGGUUUCCGCGUCAAUGCCAAGGGAGAGACGGUCAAGAUGAAGAAUGUCAUCUGCAUGCACGAAAUUGAUAACGGCAUUGGCUGGAAGCACACCAACUACCGUAAUGCCACAUCCUCUGUCGUUCGUGAUCGACGCCUGGUGAUUCAGUGUACCGCUACCGUGUCCAACUACGAGUACAUCCUUAUGUGGACCCUCGACCAAGCCGCUAACAUCCACUGCGAAGUCCGUGCAACUGGUAUCGUCUCGACGAUGCCCGUCAACGACGGCGUCAAGCUGCCCUGGAUGACCCGCGUAGCCGACGGCGUCGGUGCCGCAUACCACCAGCAUCUCUUCAACCUCCGAAUCGACCCAGCCAUCGACGGCUUCUCCAAUACCAUCGCCUACGAAGAUUCCGAGCGCACACCCGAGGAUCCCGUGCUGGACCCUUACGGCGUCGGCUACUACGCCAAGGUCACCGAGAUUGAGAGGCCCGGAGGCUACGAUCUGGACGUCAACAAGUCGAGAGUCUACAAGAUGAUCAACCCCUCCUCCAUCAACCCCAUCUCGGGAAAGCCAGCGGGCUACAAGCUCCACGCCCAUCCCUCUCAGAUGAUGCUCAUGCGUCCCCACGCCCCAGGCGCAAAGCGAGCCCUCUUCGGUAGUAAGCCCAUCUGGGUGACAAAAUACCAAGACGGCGAGCUCUACGCCGCAGGCGAGUUCACCAACCAGAGCGCCGCCGACUCUGGCCUUGCAGUGUGGGCCAAGCGCGACGAGAACGUCAAGGACACGGACGUCGUGCUCUGGCACUCCUUCGGUCUCACGCACAACCCUCGACCUGAAGAUUUCCCCGUCAUGCCCAUGGAGAUGAUUAAGGUUGAGCUGCGACCGACGAGCUUCUUUACCAUGAACCCUAGCAACGACGUGCCUAGGUCCAACCAGAAGGUUAACAAGUCGGUUCUUGUGCCUAGCUGCUGUGAUGGUCCUGCGACGUCUAGCCGGCUGUGA
Molecule: messenger RNA, 1989 nt
Organism: Fusarium keratoplasticum
Lineage: Eukaryota; Fungi; Ascomycota; Sordariomycetes; Hypocreales; Nectriaceae
Product: Amine oxidase
Exons: 3
Coding region: 1-1989 (662 amino acids)
Biological process (GO): amine metabolic process
Molecular function (GO): primary methylamine oxidase activity; copper ion binding; quinone binding
Source: RefSeq, a predicted model, not a curated record